Cercocebus atys (sooty mangabey) is the source of this 388-nucleotide messenger RNA. RefSeq lists its product as uncharacterized. The transcript has 2 exons. Lineage: Eukaryota; Metazoa; Chordata; Mammalia; Primates; Cercopithecidae. The coding region runs from base 41 to 388 and encodes 115 amino acids. The record is from RefSeq and is a predicted model, not a curated record.
GCCCCGAAUUUUCUCUAAUCGGCCUCUACAGACCAAGCUCAUGACUCACAAUGGUCUAUUUAGGCCCAUACCCUACCUCACGGCAGUCUCCGCGGAUGAGGCUACUGCCUCACAACAGCCUCCACUGGCCCAGCUCCAUCAUUACAACGGCCUCUUUAGACCCAGCUCCUGCCUCCCAGUCUUCUCUCCAGGCCCAGAACUUUCUCAAGUUGACCUCACCAGACCCAGCUCCUGCCCAUCUUCUGACUCCCGGCAGCCUGUACAGACGCAGCUCCUGCCUUACAAUGGCCUCUUUAGUCCCAGCUCCUGCCUCUUUGCAGGAGGCCCAACAGGACUCAAGUCCAGGCCACAAAAUCCAGGCCCAAAAUGUCCACAAGACAGCCUCUGA